UAACUGCCGUUCGCAAAAUUCCAAUGGUAAAGAAAUUCUAGAAAAAUCUUCAGAAUUGUAGAAUAAAAGAUCCUUAAAAUCAUAGACCAUUCUUCAAAGCAAAUUACUGGAAGUUUCAUCGGAUUUUGUGAAACGAAAAUAGUUUCAUUCAUUAUUUUUUUAAUUUACCGAAUACUAUUCACUGGAAAAAGGCGCUUGUUUUAUUAAACCUGCAAUUUUCAGGCGGGAUCAACGUUUUUCUGGUGUCCGCACACUUAACCUAAAACACAAUGGCUAAAUGGGGCGAGGGUGACCCACGAUGGAUUGUGGAAGAGCGACCAGACGCAACAAAUGUCAAUAAUUGGCACUGGACCGAAAAAAAUGCGGGUCCAUGGUCAGUGGAACGAAUAAAAGAGUUAUUUAAAGAUGUUCCAGUAAAAUCUGACUUAGCAGACAUUCAUUUCACAGAAGUAGAUAAGUGUGAAGGGGAAGCUUCUGCUAACAAUCGGAAAGGCAAACUUAUAUUCUUUUAUGAGUGGGAUUUGAGUAUUAAGUGGAUAGGAAAGUUGAAAGAUAGUAGCAACAAGUACUCUGGGAAGAUUAAAAUACCCAAUCUUUCUGAGGAAAAUGAUGUCUCAGAGUUGGAUAUCAAGGUCAGUGUGAAAGAUUCAGACGAGGAGGGCGACAAGUUGAAGGAAAUAAUGUUGAAAUCCGGUAAAGAUGUAGUGCGGCAACAACUAUCCAAAUACAUUUCAAGUUUAAAAGAAGAAUUUUCAAAAGGCAUGAUUUUACCAAAAAAAGAUGAAGUCAAACCUGACGCUGUUAAAAAUCUUUCAAGUGGUUUUAACAAGAAAAUCAACAUGACACCAAUCGUCAGCGAAAAUAACAAACAAGUCGGUCUUAAACUGGACGUAACAACGAUAAACAUCACUCAACAGUUUCAAUGUACAGCACAAGAAUUUUAUGACGCGUUAACAAAAAUUGAAAUGGUGACAGCGUUUACUAGAGCUCAUGUAAAAAUGGAUGCCACAAAAGGUGGUAAAUUCGAAUUUUUCAAUGGAAAUAUUAUUGGUCAAUUUGAUGAAUUGAUACAAGGGAAAAAAAUUGUACAACAGUGGAGGUAUAAACAGUGGCCUGAAGGACACUACUCUACUGUUACUUUCAACAUUAAUGAAAAGAGCGAUCACACGGAAGUCAAUGUGGUACAAACUGGAGUACCGUCUGGUGAAGCAGAAGUGACUAAAGAGAACUGGCAGAGGUACUAUUGGGACUCCAUCAAGCGGGCGUUUGGUUUUGGAGCCUUCAUUCAAUGUUAAAGCGAGUUGUACAUUUUUAGAACCAAUUAUUUUUAUAGUUACGAAUCAGCUACUUUUUACUGUAUAGAGUCUAUACUUAAUUUUUAAUUUAUUUGAAAAGCUUCAAGAACAUUUUGUUACAAUGUAUUUGCAAAAUUGCUGUGGGAACGAAUAAAAUUUAAACACAA
Tribolium madens (black flour beetle) is the source of this 1462-nucleotide messenger RNA. RefSeq names its product activator of 90 kDa heat shock protein ATPase homolog 1. The transcript is spliced from 4 exons. Gene Ontology annotation, cellular component: cytosol. The coding region runs from base 270 to 1295 and encodes 341 amino acids. NCBI's taxonomy places the organism in Eukaryota, Metazoa, Arthropoda, Insecta, Coleoptera, Tenebrionidae. Gene Ontology annotation, molecular function: protein-folding chaperone binding; ATPase activator activity. The record is from RefSeq and is a predicted model, not a curated record. Gene Ontology annotation, biological process: protein folding; positive regulation of ATP-dependent activity.